This is a messenger RNA of Coregonus sp. 'balchen', 1828 nucleotides long. Lineage: Eukaryota; Metazoa; Chordata; Actinopteri; Salmoniformes; Salmonidae. The record is from the annotation of a GenBank genome assembly.
AUGGACUGCAAGGGGGACCAGAGCAUCAUCUGUGGAGGACUUGAUCGGCUCUCCAUCUACCUCCUAGAACCAGCUCCGGACUCUGUUGGACACAGUGAGUUGUUUCUUUUUCUAUACAUAUUCUUGAUAAUGUUAACUUGUUAAAGUUAGCUUGGUGAGCAGUUAAUCUACUAGCUAGCCCAUUCUCUCUCUACACAGAUGUAAGUUACAUUUUGAAAGGGUGCUUCAAGAAGCCAGUGAACGUAACAGAGGCUUUCCCCAUCAGGGCUGACAUCCUGAAUUUGUCUGUUGAGAAAUGUGGGGAUUUCUGCACUGAUCAGGUCAGGAAACCUCUAUCUUCAUUCUAUUUUAAAUGGAAAAUGUAUUUAGCUAACAGAAAACAUCACCAAAGAGACUUCAUUAUCUGCAUCAGAUCUUGUCACUCAGUUGAACAGGAAGUAUGUAUGCUCCCCCAGGUGUUGUCUCUGGCUGUUCUUGGGACAAGUGGUGCUUUUGUGGUUACCCUACAUUCCUGUUCCCCCUGCAUGAGCAGGAGGAUGAAGAGAUGUGUCUGCAGAGCUGCCCUGGAGAAGAGCUGGAGCACUGUGGCACUCAGGACUACUUCAUGGUGUAUCAGACUCGAAUCAAGAGUGAGCAUUCCAGUAGGGUCAUACAAACAAAAACGGAACAUCAGUCCCAAGAUGUCAUUUUCACUUUGCACACCAUCACGCCAUUAUUAUGCAAGCUUGCCUGCUGAGUGGUGGUGAGUGACUUGUGAAAUUUAUUGGGGGAAUUUCAUUUCCCAAAAGCCCCUAUGCACUGCGUCAUUGAUGGGUACAGGGUACUGACUUCCUCGUAUUUUUGUUUAGGUAUUUUUUGUUGUUGUUCUGCAUGUGACCCAUGUUUCAACAUGUAGGUAGGUCAUCAUCUCUGUGCUGAUUUCUACUUCUGCUUUACACUGGUCGAAUAUUCCACAUUAGCUAAUCUCGGACCAAAGCUUGUGUACGAGAGACUACACCUUGGCUAACAUAAUAUUUCUGUUGUGGGAGUUUUUCAUUUAGAGUUCGGAGAAACAUUUAAAACAGGGUUGUACAUUUCAAGUCCUCUCUAUUCCUCUUUUAAUGCCACCUUCCAUGUCUGUUCCUGUUCAGACAGCUGAUGCAUAGACAGGUGUUUCCUGCUCUGCCUGCCAAAAAAGCUGACGGCAUUAGCCAGCUUCCCAGGGACAGGAAACACCUAGGCACGUCACCUGAUAGAAUUGGCCACAGGAUUCUACACUGGCAGUUACUACUUUGAUGGUCCCCUCUACCACAAAGGUAAAUACCCAACUAGCAGGCUUAUUAAGUUAACCUAUGAACACCCCACCACACCAGUUAAGUCAAUGGCCCACUGUCCAUUUUGUGACUGUAACUUUAAGUUGUAAAAUACUGAAACGUCCCCUUUAACAUGUUUCAAAGGAGAGAGAGAUGAUUGGUGCAAUGGCAGGACUAUCUGCAUAAAGACCCAUGAGAGUGGCAGGGAGGCGAUCCAUGCCUUUGACUCCAGCAUUCGAAUGAUCUGCAACCCCUACAAAGCCCUGAUGCUUGAGUUCUAUCGCAGGUAUGGAGGCCAUGUUGGAUUUGCCCCCCUCGAUUUGUGGAGAGGAAAAGGUGAAAAGGAUGCCUUUCUUAUAGGUUUUGAGAAGUGAAACAAAUUGCAGCAGACCUCUCACUAAAAACAUGACUGAGAUGUUGUUUCUCCAUCUCUGUGCAGUGUGGUUAGAGUUUAUAUAGAUUUAUGCCCCUUGGUGGGCAUCUCACACCCUGGACUGGCUGAGGUUUGGGAAGCAGGUGCAUGUGGUACAUUAUGA